AUGAUGCCACCACCACCACCACCUGGGCAAUGGUGGGGGGGUCCUGCGCCGCAGGGAUAUGUCGCGCCGGCACCACCUGGUCAGUGGUGGUAUCAGCCGGCGCAGACAUAUGUGGCGCCACAGCCACAGUGGUAUCCGUAUCCUGCACAAGGAUUUGGAGCACCACCGCCACUGUGGUACCCUGCGCAAGGGUGGCAUCCUGCGCAGGGAUACGUGGCGCCACAAGCGCAGGCGAUGAUGCCACAAGCGCAGGCGCCACCACAACAGCAGGCGAUGAUGCCACAAGCGCAGGCGCCACCACCUCCGCUACAAACUCCGCCACAGGAGGUGGUGUUGAAGGAGCAAACUCCACCACAGGAGGUGGUGUUGGAGGAGCAAACUCCACCACAGGAGGUGGUGUUGGAGGAGCAGCCGGAGGAGGCCCAGGCUGCCAAUCCCCCGUUGGCCCCCCUAAUUCUGUCGCCGCCGGGGCCAUCAGCAGGGGGGCGUAGGCGUCCUGUCGCUCCUCAGGAGCGGCCAGGGCGCCCAUAUCCAGCACUGGGAACGCCCCGUCUUUCGUUGCCUCCCAUUGCCGUCGAAGUCUCUAAGUGGCCACAGCUCCCCACGAAGGAGAUCCAGACUCACUUCGAUGGCAAUGGAAGGCAAUGGACGUCGGCGCCUUACCAGUGCUGGAUGUGCUGGCAGAAAUGCGGUUAUCCGUUUAGAGCCAGGCGCCACUCCUGCUUGGCCUCGUCCUUAACGUAUUCUUGCCCAUAUUGCCCCUUCAGUUCCACUUCGAAGAACCCUAGUGGGCACAGGGCAAAGUGCGAAGGGGACGGGGUCACGGCGUACGUGCCGGAUGGCCCAAAUGCCACUGGGCGGAGGUUAACAACGGGGUGA
Drosophila suzukii is the source of this 879-nucleotide messenger RNA. The record is from RefSeq and is a predicted model, not a curated record. NCBI's taxonomy places the organism in Eukaryota, Metazoa, Arthropoda, Insecta, Diptera, Drosophilidae.